AUGACACCGAUGAUGGUCACCGAUGCUGAGUUAGCGGACUUCACGUUCAACAUAAAAUACAGACCAGGACGUUCAAACGGAGAUGCGGAUGCACUCUCGCGAAUGCCGCUGGAUUUUACGACUUAUAUGAAAGGAUGUACUGAGGAUCUGACCCUAGACCAGGUCCAGGCAAGCAUUGAUGGGAUUGGGGCGCAAUGUCACGGUGACACUGUUUGGAUCUCUGCACUUACGCAAGACGAAGAUCUCUUGGAGACUGACAGUGAAUUUCUCGCAGAAGACCAACCUGCCAUCGCGAAAGCUACAAUCCUUCAGGCCCAGAAGCAAGACCAAACAAUUGGCAGAGUACUAGUUUUCAAGUUGGAGGGACGACGUCGGUCACAUGAAGAUUGCAAACGAGAACUACCUGGUAGAAAAGCAUUGCUACGACAAUGGCACAAGCUAAAAAUUGGAAAAGACGGUUUACUGCGACGAGAAAGUGGACCCUAUAAACAAUUAGUAUUGCCAGGAAAGUUCCAUCGAACAAUUUUCAAGGAACUUCAUCAAGAGAUGGGGCACUUGGGAGCAAAAAGGGUGGUGCAGCUAGCCAGGGAGCGGUUCUACUGGCCUAACAUAGAAAAGGACAUCACCCAUUUCGUGACAAAUGUUUGCGGAUGUUUAAAACAACGGAAACCUACUUUGCAAGCCCGUGCAUCGCUCUGCAAUAUAGAAACCUCGUCACCAUUCGAACUUGUCUCGAUUGACUAUAUGCACCAAGAGAAAAGCUCCGGUGGCUAUGAAUAUAUACUGGUCAUCGUAGACUAUUUUACCCGUUUUUCCCAAGCAUACGAGACCAAGAACAAGUCGAGUACAACGGCCGCUGAAAAACUGUACAAUGACUUUGUACUCCGUUUUGACUUCCCAGCAAAAAUUUUGCAUGAUUAAGGCAGAGAAUUCGAAAAUAAACUGUUCCAUCAGCUAGAGAAACUAAGUGGAGUUCAACGAAUCAGAACUACUCCCUACCAUCCUCAAACGAAUGGGAAAGCUGAACGGUUCAACAGAACAUUGUUGUCCAUGUUGCGAACCUUACCCGAAGAUAGAAAGAGCAAAUGGAAGGACUCAGUAAACAAAGUGGUACAUGCAUAUAAUUGCACUGUUAACGACGCCACCGGGUAUUCACCGUUCUUGUUACUGUUUGGUCGACCACCCAGACUACCCGUGGACCUUAUGUUUGGAACAUCACCCACUACAUCGAAAGGAAACCACACUGAGUAUGUGAAAAGAUGGAAGGGUGCCAUGAAAGAUGCCUACGCGAAAGCCAUAAGCAACGCCAGUAAAGCUGCAUCUGCAGGAAAGUCGAACUACGACCGUAAAGUCCGUUUGACAGUAUUGGAGCCAGGUGAUCGUGUACUGGUCCGCAACCUUACUGAGCGUGGGGUCCCGGAAAGCUGAGAUCGUACUGGGAGAACCAAAUAUACCAAGUAGUGGAACAAAAAGGCGAGCUACCUAUAUUUGUUGUCAAACCAGAACACCUCCUUCGUGCCAAAGGACGGUCCCGAGUAUACUUCACAGAAACCUUCUACUCCCUUGUGACUUUUUACCACCAGAUGCCCCUGGAGACGUCCAACAGCAACAGAGAAAGAGAAAUCACGAACGACAGGCCAACACUCGUAUAUCUGACUAUGACGAUAGCGAAAGCGAUGACGAGGGUGAAUAUUAG
Molecule: messenger RNA, 1696 nt
Organism: Paramuricea clavata
Lineage: Eukaryota; Metazoa; Cnidaria; Anthozoa; Malacalcyonacea; Plexauridae
Source: the annotation of a GenBank genome assembly